Molecule: messenger RNA, 6491 nt
Organism: Mirounga angustirostris (Northern elephant seal)
Lineage: Eukaryota; Metazoa; Chordata; Mammalia; Carnivora; Phocidae
Gene: FGF2
Product: fibroblast growth factor 2
Exons: 3
Coding region: 427-894 (155 amino acids)
Biological process (GO): positive regulation of MAP kinase activity; wound healing; positive regulation of endothelial cell migration
Cellular component (GO): cytoplasm; nucleus
Molecular function (GO): fibroblast growth factor receptor binding; growth factor activity
Source: RefSeq, a predicted model, not a curated record
CGUGGGGGGGUGUGGGCAUUCGGGGGUGGAGAUGUAGAAGAUGUGACGCCGCGGCCCGGCCGGUGCCAGACCAGCGGAUGCGGUGCCCGCGGUGCUGCCGGAUCCCGGGCGCUGCAGCGAGGGCAGGCGGCCCUCCCGAGCGCGGCGGCCGCGGAGACACCCGGCGCUAAACCCCAGCCCCCGAGCCCCCGGCGCACCGCGCACUCGGACAGCCGGGGAGGGGAGCGGCCGAGCGGCUCGAGGCUGGGGGCCCGCGGGCGCGGCCGCGCGCUGCCGGGCGGGAGGCUGGGGGGCCGGGGCCGGGGCCGGGGCCGGGGCCGUGCCCCGGGCCGGGUCGGGGGCCGGGGCCGGGGCCGGGGCCGAGGGGCGGCGGCUCCCCGCGCCACUCCAGGGGCGCGGGGACCCCGGCAGAGCCCCGGUGGGGCCAUGGCAGCCGGGAGCAUCACCACGCUGCCCGCCCUGCCUGAGGACGGCGGCAGCGGCGCCUUCCCGCCCGGCCACUUCAAGGACCCCAAGCGGCUGUACUGCAAAAACGGGGGCUUCUUCCUGCGCAUCCACCCCGAUGGCCGAGUGGACGGGGUCCGGGAGAAGAGCGAUCCUCACAUCAAACUGCAACUUCAAGCAGAAGAGAGAGGGGUUGUGUCCAUCAAAGGAGUAUGUGCAAAUCGCUAUCUUGCCAUGAAGGAAGAUGGAAGAUUACUGGCUUCUAAAUGUGUUACCGACGAGUGUUUCUUUUUUGAACGAUUGGAAUCUAAUAACUACAAUACUUACCGGUCAAGGAAAUACUCCAGUUGGUAUGUGGCACUGAAACGAACUGGGCAGUAUAAACUUGGACCCAAAACAGGACCUGGGCAGAAAGCUAUACUUUUUCUUCCUAUGUCUGCUAAGAGCUGAUCUUAACGGCAGCAUCUGAUCUCAUUUCACAUGAAAGACGACGUAUAUUUUUGAAAUUUGUUAAUGAAAGAAAAGAAAAAAAUGUGUACAGCUAUCUGCUCAGUUGGGAUGAAUGGUCAGAUAACCUUUUUUCUAAUAGUAAAUAUUUAACCAUUGCCUUACUAAAGAAAAGCAACAAAAAUUCCUGGAAAAUGUAUAGACUUCCACCUUUUGUAUUGCAUUUGCCUUUAUCCAGUGAAGCUUACAUAGAGCUACAAUCUUUUUCAUACAUUUGCUUCAUUUGAAAAGAGGCUUAUAAAUUUGCAAGUUUUCAUCAAACAAGUUUUCAUGAAAAUUAUACACACUAGAAAAUUAAAGUCAGAUAUUUAGUUAACACCAAAUGUCCACUACUUUUUAUAAUACGGCACACGUUAUUCUGCAUGUACAAUUUACUUAAAAUUUUUUAAAACAUGCAAAUAAGGAUUUAAUCCACUCCUGUCUUAGUUCUGUAAUUGUCUGGCAGUUCCUUGUGAUAGAGUUUAUAGAACAAGCCUGUGUCAACUGCCGGAAGUUCUUCCACGGUGAAAUCAAUCUUGUCAAACCCUUCUCUGUACCCAUAUAGCAGCAGCCUAGCAACUCUGCUCGUGAUGGGAGUUGUAUUUUCAGUCUUGACCAGGUCAUUGAGAUCCAUCCAUUCGCACCUUAAGCAUUCAUGCUGGCAAAAAUUUAUGGUAAAUGAAUGUGGCUUUAAGCGACAGAUGAUAUACAUAUCUGAUUUCCCAAAAGCUCCGGGAUUGGUGUGCCGUUGCCGAAUGCUCAAGAGGGACAUGAAUUCUGAUUUUAUACCAGUUUCUUCAAAAACUUCUCGAACUGCUGUGUCUCCUACAUAAAAGAAAGAUGGACAAAUCAGUAAGGAUCACAUUUUUAGAAUUUUAAUCAUCAAAGAUUUUCAGAUAGAGUAGCAUUAUCUAAAGGUUGAAAAGCAAAAAACUUCAUCCUAGGAAAGUAUUUUCUUACCUACCAAACUAUUUUCUUACCACUGUACAUCUUAGAAGCUUUUGAAAUAUUGAAUAUUUCUUUGGCUGCCAUUUGUAGGCUUACCCACCUGUAUAUUUUGGGGGUCACAUUUUUAACCUCUUCUGACUCUAUCUCCCAAAAAUUGAAAACAUAGGUCCCUGCAGUUACUAUUCCUACAUAUUUCUUCAUUAUUAUUCUGUUUGUGAUCAUCCAUCAAAACUGCCUAAACUUCUAUGUAUCGGUAUUGAGAAAAAGUGAUUCAUUCUUACAAAAGUCUGUAGAGCUGCAGAACGUAUUGAGCUGUGAAUGGUUCAAAGCUUUCCCGGUGAUCUUGGGUGGGGCUGUCAAGCCUCUGACAUCCUAGAGCAGUUUCAUUUAUAACCAUUUUGUUAUGCUCCCUUAGUUAUCCUGUCAGUGGAAUCCCAUUAUGGUAGUUUUGGGCAUUUCUUUUGUUUCUUGAGAUUCUAAAGAACUAUUUUAUCAAAAGUAUUAAAAAAAAAAACUUGCAGUUUACAGAAUUUUAUAAUACAAGGGUUUCACAUUUUAUAAGGUUGAUUUUUUUCAAUAUUUGCAAAUUUCUGGAGCAAGAUUUUGACUGCCAUUAACAUUUUUGUGGUUGCUUUUUCUAAAUCUCCAGAAGAACCUGCUAAAUGGACUUUCUCUAAUUUUGUGAUGCUCUGUCACUGUCUCCCAAAGUGUUCAUGAGAAAAACCCUUUAAAAAGCUGCCUUCUUUGCUCAGUUUGCUGGAAGCUUCCCAAUUUCACAAUUGCCACAGGCAUUGAUUUUUGUUCAAAGACCUCUAUUCAAUGCUUCUAUUUCCUUGUUUGUCAAAUAGAAAAUUAUAUUUGCCUUCUCACUAGUCCUACUGGUGAAGAAUAGGCAAGGAGGGGAAGUCAAGGAAAAAAAAUCUCAAUUUCCACAUAUUCUGACUGUAGACGGUCUUAAUUGCCUACGUAUGCUUGUGGGUUCUCCCCCCCCCCACCCCAAGAAACAGCUCUGGAAAUAUGCACAGGAAAAGCAAAAUGUUCUAAACUAUAAGACAUUUGUCUGCCAUUUUGAAUUACAUGCUGACUUCCCCUUCCCUUGAGAUUUGCCAUAGAUUAAACAUGGUUAGAACUUACUGUUUUAAACUAAAAACAUAAAAGAAUUUUUGAGUAAAAGGAAAAUCUUCCUUAAUAAAAAAAACCAAACUUUCAGCUUGGAAUACGUUAAUUUGUUACAGAUUUGGCAUUAGUCUUAAAUUUUAGACAUCAUUUGCUGAUUUCACUUAACUAUUGUUUAAAUGUUUAUUUUUAUUCUUUCAACGCUUUGAAAAAUAACCAUGGGGUUCUGUUAAACUCUUAGUGCCACUAAUCCAGAGUUUGGCAUUUCAUUCGGAGUCUAGCCUUUUUAUGUAUCAUGGAGGCACAGGACAGACUAGUGAGUUGAUCUACCCUACUCAGCAGUCCACCUGAGCAGUUGAUUGGAAAUCAGCACUGCCUGGUAGUUUGAUCAGUUUAACUUGAAUCAGCAUAUCAUUGACUAGACUAAAAAUCGAAUGGGUAAAUAAGUGGUUUUGCAUCCAGGGUAUGAAUGAUUGCUUCCACCUCAAGAUGGAAAUCUUUACCCCAAGGCUUUUUCGCCAAGAAUUAAAAAAAAAAAAUUUUUAUGCAGAUAAACUGCUUUAUUCUGUUGUACCUUUAUUUUAAUGUACUGUAAGCUGAACUGAAAUACCAUUUACUGUUUUAUAUGCUUAAAGAACAUAGGGAAAAACCAAGAGGGUUUUGUUUUUAUUUUUGCUGACUGAGAGGUAUGUUUAAAUAUGUCAGUGUUUUGUUUAGUUACAGGACAGUGAAAUGGAGUUUAUUUCUAUUUUGUAAUAUUUAACAAUAGGAUUAGGUUGAAAUAAAAUAGGAAAGAUUGUGCAGAAGGUGGGUUUUCCUGGCGUUUCCCUCUGAUUCUGGUGCACUGAUGAGCUCUGAGCAGACCCCACUGCUUUAUGGUCCUUUGUCCAUGCAGGAGAUUCUCUUCCUGUCAAUGGUAAUGAAAUUUUUUUAGGAAGGCAAUUUCUCCGUUUUUAACCUUGUAGAUACUUUCGUACUAUUAGGGUAUUAUAUUAAAGCCUGAAGAUUGCAUUCUACUUUGUAUAUGCCCCCCCUUAAUUUUUUUAAGCACUAUGGACAAUAGUGCUUCAUUUACCUAGUAUUAUCAAAGAAUGAAGGAUUCCAAACAAAUGUGUUUUUCAGUUAACUAGUGUUUACUACUUAAGAGCUGAUAUGAAUGUGUGCACAUUUGUGAUGGCUGUAUUCCUGAAGUAUAUUACAUACUUUCCUAAAUACAGAGCUUAAAGAAAAUAAUUUUGAUAAUUAUUGGGUAACAGACUUCAUCGUUAAGAAUAAUCUAUUGUGUUGUAAGACAGAAAUGCUCUAAUAUAGACAGACAUAGUCUUUCAGAACUCUCUUGUCAGUUAUCACUUCUAGCUGCUUUCAGGCUUCUAUCAGUUCUAAGGCAAAGCUUUAAUGAAUAAUACUCCUAAGCAGUACGAUGAAUAACAGUUGCUGCUUUCCUUGUAACUCCUCAUGGCUGAACGGGGGGAGGCGGUUGUGCCAACCACAAACACUGAAUUCAGAAUUCACUCUUGUUUUUUUUUUUUUUUUUUAAUCUGGACUUGAAGAGUUCUGGAGUACACUUAAACCUGAAACUAUGAACACUUGGCUUGGAAAUGUGCUUCUUCAUUUGCAUUAAAAUAUAAGUACAUUGAAAAUUCACAAGAUCUGUUAAAAACUCAAAAGGAAAAAGUCAAUUCAUUUGAGAAGGCAAGAUGCAGAAGAGGAAGCUAAACAUACCUCCUGUAGCUUGAUUUUUGCCCCAUAUGGAUUGGGUAAGGGUGUAAGACAUAAAUUUAACUAGCUCUCACACACUCUCAUAUAUCACAUAAGGAUAGUGUGAGAUUAAUUAGGUGUUCCAAAAUAAAUGGCCCUCUCUUUCAGCACUUGUACCACCACAAAAUCUUUGAUUUCAACAGACGACCCAAGCAAUGGACUCUAGGCAGAAAAUCCGUAAGUACCUAAAAGCCAAAAUUUGCUACGGAUAUAUCUCAGUGUAGAAAAUUUACUUAUGGCUUGUUAGGAGUUGACUAUGUACUGUGUAUAGGGCAUUUUAAUCUGUGUAACAUUUAAAAAAUCAAGUUUCAAGUAUAUAUACAUUUUUAAAUAUUUAAAGAUAACUUAGGAAGUUGCCUUUAUAUAUAAAUGUUGGCUAAACAGGGGACAUGCAUAUGGAGGAGAAAAAUCAUGGAGAAAUAAUACUGAUAGCAAAUGAGGCAUCUAUUGAUUUAUUAUGAUGCAGACUGCAUUUGACCCAGCCAAGGGUCAGGAAUAGGUAGGAAAACUACGUUUUUAUUCUUUCUUCUAUUUACUGUAAAUUCAGUAACAUGGAGAGUUCUUAGCUUAUUUCACAUUUCCCCGUUUGAAAUAUUGAGCUCAGGAAGUUGCUUUAGGGAACUCUCACUUGAGACUUUCUUGUAUGAGACAUUUUACUAUGUCUCAUACUAUUCAGCUUCCUGACUAUUUAAAUAGUAGAUAAAAUUUUAUAGAGGAGCAUUAAGUCACUACUGCUCUGUAACUGACUUUAUGAAUACUUAUUUUGAGGUUCAUUUAAAAGUUAUUAUUCAUCCUUGUGUGGUGAAAUGGUCAAGAAUUUGUGUUUUCUUAUAGUUUAAUUCCAGAAACAGUAUUAGUCAUACCCAAAAUAGCCCUUAAUGCUAAACUUUACUAAUGUAUAUGCAAAGCUUUUUAUUUUCAAACAAAUUCAUCUAGAAGCAACCCUAAACAGAAUAGGUGGCACGCUCCUAGUGGUAUUUUUAUAUUAGUGGGAUAAAUUGUAGUAUUACAAGUUUUACUGCUAAUUUUAUAUUAGCCCUGAAGUAACUUCUCUGAAAUUUCUCACUUGGUAAUUUAAAAUCUUAUUUUCAGCUAUAGAACAAAAAAAGUAAACACAAAUUUCCUGAACAUUUUCAAGCCAAUUAAAAAUAUGGAAGGUGUCCACACCGAUAUCUUCUCCAGGCUCUGACAGGCCCCCUGGAAACUUCCACAUAUUCUUCAACUGCAAGAUAAAGUCAGAAAAUAAAGUUAACAGAGCUUCAUUCACUAACACAUACACAGAGACUCCACAAAAUCCCCCAUAAUUGGUCAAGGGGUUGAGAAUUUAUCUUUUGGUAAUGGCAUGCAAAUUUCCUUCCCCUUUCUUCUUCUUGGCGGAAACUGGUUACUUAUGAAAUCUUUUCCUACCUUUUUCUUCAGGAAAAAGAAAUGGUUUUGUUUGGUUAAUGUGAUAAAUUCUGUAUGAAUGAAGCAGUGGAGGGAAACAUCUACUGAAUUUGUGUAAUUUUAAAAAUUUUGCUGCUAGUUAACUAUUAACAAAUAGAGGAAUCUUACAGAUGCUGCUAUAAAUAAGUAGAAAGUACAGUAUAAAUUUAAUAACUAAAGUAUGCUAUUUUUAAUUUUCACAUUUAUUUUCUGUAUUGUGUCUAAUCAGAUUUCUCUUGUUCUGUGUGUUAAUGAUUUUAUGUACAAAUGCAAUUGCUUUUCAUGGGUAGUAUGAAUAAAUUUGAUUAGUUUAA